AUGCACGUACGGUUCGAGGUUCGAGAAUCAGUCGGAUCUUCAAAGUGGCUCAGCAGCCGCCGGGAACCUCUUGUCCGAUCUGCUGGUUUCCUCUGGGUCCGACGCUACCGCUACUGCCAAGCACAUCGGCCUACGACGCUGGAGCGCAUGCCAUACCUCGCACAUGGAGAGCACGGCGGCAUGCUAUUCAUUUUCAAAGUGCUCUCCGCCAGCAACGCGCUGCCGCUACAGGCGCACCCGCCCUCCGAGCGCGUAGCCAGACUCAAGGGCGUCGACACGCAUGCAUCGUGGACUUUGCAGUAG
Molecule: messenger RNA, 303 nt
Organism: Tilletiaria anomala UBC 951
Lineage: Eukaryota; Fungi; Basidiomycota; Exobasidiomycetes; Georgefischeriales; Tilletiariaceae
Exons: 2
Coding region: 1-303 (100 amino acids)
Source: RefSeq, a predicted model, not a curated record